AUGGGUCACGAAGACGCCGUCUACCUUGCCAAGCUCGCCGAGCAGGCUGAGCGAUAUGAGGAGAUGGUUGAGAACAUGAAGAUUGUCGCCGGUGAGGAUCGAGAUCUCACUGUCGAGGAGCGAAACCUUCUCUCCGUUGCCUACAAGAACGUCAUUGGCGCCCGCCGUGCCUCCUGGCGCAUAGUCACCUCUAUCGAGCAGAAGGAGGAGUCAAAGGGCAACUCUUCUCAGGUUACCCUUAUCAAGGAGUACCGACAGAAGAUUGAGGCCGAGCUUGCCAAAAUCUGCGACGACAUUCUCGAGGUUCUCGACCAGCACCUUAUUCCCUCUGCUAAAUCUGGCGAGUCCAAGGUUUUCUACCACAAGAUGAAGGGUGACUACCACCGUUACCUUGCUGAGUUCGCCAUCGGUGACCGCCGCAAGGACUCUGCCGACAAGUCCCUCGAGGCCUACAAGGCUGCUACUGAGGUUGCCCAGACUGAGCUUCCUCCCACCCACCCUAUCCGCCUGGGUCUUGCCCUUAACUUUUCAGUUUUCUACUACGAAAUCCUCAACGCCCCUGACCAGGCUUGCCACUUGGCCAAGCAGGCAUUUGACGACGCUAUUGCCGAGCUCGAUACCUUGAGUGAGGAGAGCUACAAGGACUCUACACUGAUUAUGCAACUGCUCCGGGACAAUCUUACCCUCUGGACCUCCUCUGAGGCCGAGACCUCCGCUGCUGGUCAGGCCGAGGCUCCCAAGGAGGACGCACCUGCGGCCGCUACCGAGGAGCCAGCCGCCCCGGCCGAGGAGCCUAAGGCCGAGUAG
Messenger RNA from Fusarium subglutinans, 807 nucleotides. Its product is annotated as tyrosine 3-monooxygenase tryptophan 5-monooxygenase. Gene Ontology annotation, cellular component: cytoplasm. NCBI's taxonomy places the organism in Eukaryota, Fungi, Ascomycota, Sordariomycetes, Hypocreales, Nectriaceae. The record is from RefSeq and is a predicted model, not a curated record. The coding region runs from base 1 to 807 and encodes 268 amino acids. Gene Ontology annotation, biological process: signal transduction. The transcript is spliced from 5 exons.